This is a messenger RNA of Silurus meridionalis, 963 nucleotides long. RefSeq names its product CMRF35-like molecule 3. The coding region runs from base 96 to 893 and encodes 265 amino acids. Lineage: Eukaryota; Metazoa; Chordata; Actinopteri; Siluriformes; Siluridae. The record is from RefSeq and is a predicted model, not a curated record. The transcript is spliced from 6 exons.
UCGAGUUUCUACAGUCAAACCAACAAGAUCACAGAGAAGCAGGACACAAAAACAAAGACCCCUUUUAGUAUUUUCAACAUCAGAACAAUUCUAACAUGAGCUGCAUUUUAAUCCUUAUUUUUCUAUUCAUUUCAAAUGUUGUCAUUUCUCAGUCAGCAGACAGAAAGUUAAGUCUUCAAACUGGAGCAUCUGUUACCAUCCCAUGUCCUUAUGAUAGGAAAUAUUUACAUCAUAAGAAAUACUGGUGCUAUGAUGCUGCUGCAGCAUACAAUUACUGCACAAUUCAGGCGUAUGCCAACGAUACACAGGGGAAAGUGACAGUAACUAAUAAUCCAGCUGAGAGUCUCUUUACUGUGACUAUGAAAGAUCUCCAGACAGGAAACACUGGAACAUACUGGUGUGCUGUAGAGAUAGAAGGAAUAUUCGGGCCAGAUGUUACAGAACAACUUUCUAUCACAGUGAAAGCAGAUCCUGAUCUGUCUGUGAGGGAGAGCAGUGUGAGUGGUGAUGAAGGAGGCAGCGUCACAGUUCAGUGUCUCUACAGCGCUGCAUAUCAGAAAACACAGAAGCAGUGGUGCAGAUUCAGAGACAGACGCUGCAUCUCAGUGACGAGGCCUAACACAUCCCAGAAUUCAGCAGUGAACAUCAGUGAUGAUGGGAAAAGUUCAUUCAGUGUGCAGAUGAGUGGACUGAAGAAGAGUGAUGGUGGCUGGUACUGGUGCAGUGCAGGAGAUCUGGAGGUUCCUGUUCACAUCAGUGUCCGUGAUCCACCUCCAGUUGUAACUUCAGCAGUAACUACAAUCACUCAGCAUGUCACUACACACACAUCUGUCUUGAAGCCCAGUGCAGCAGCAUCUGAGACUACAGAUUCUAACAGUGAUGAAACCACGUGAGUGUCAAAAAACAUUCAGAACAAAUUUAGGCCAAGUGCUGACAAAGCUUUAGCGCCAUCAUCUGGUCAAA